This is a messenger RNA of Gongylonema pulchrum, 561 nucleotides long. Lineage: Eukaryota; Metazoa; Nematoda; Chromadorea; Rhabditida; Gongylonematidae. The record is from the annotation of a GenBank genome assembly.
CCACUUUUCCCGCCGGAUAUGCUUUAUGCACACGCAUUUCUGGGAAGCGGAGCGGUGGCACCGGUGAAUUCGCGGCAUCGAUUCCGGGACAUGUCAGAUGCGCCACGAAUCAGUGCUGGUUUGGGGCUGACAUUUCUGAUUCGGCAUUUCAUACGCCUGGAACUCAAUUAUGUCAUUCCGCUGAGUGCUAACAUAGCAUCAACAGAGUUCUUUGAACAAGAGCAGUAUCACAACUGCUGCAGAGAUUUUUUGUUUUUGGCGCUCGAUGAUUUAAUUUCUGCGUUUAUGAUUCAAAGGUUAUUUGUAAAAGUGGAAGAGCGCAUGGUCGGUGGACGAUUGGAGUCGAAUAGUGGUUUUGAGGAGGUGAGGAGCCACUGGCAAUUACGCUGUUAUAUGUCAACCAAACGGACGCUUACGUUUGUAACUGGUAACGUGAACAAAGUGAACGAAGUACGUGCCAUUCUUGGCGACCUGUUCACGGUAGGCAUUGCUCUCGGCGUAUCGCGCUUGUGUUUGGGCCCAUUAGAAUUUCUCGCAAAGUUUCUUCAAACGAAAAAUUGA